Molecule: messenger RNA, 2580 nt
Organism: Nicotiana tabacum (common tobacco)
Lineage: Eukaryota; Viridiplantae; Streptophyta; Magnoliopsida; Solanales; Solanaceae
Source: RefSeq, a predicted model, not a curated record
AUGGAUACCUAUUUGACUCAGUUUCAAAAUGCCCAGAUGAAGGCGAUUCUGAGGCCUGGUUCUAGGGUUCCGUUUGAAACCUUCAUUUCCGAUCAAUGUUCGGAGGCUGAGUCAAUGUUCUACUUGAUGAAACACAAGGAUCCAGAGUCCCUUGCUCUUAAAACGGAGGGAGUACUAGAUAUUGAGGAUGACCCCGCUUGGCAUAGUGCCGAGACCGGCUCUGAUAAUACAGGGGCAACAAGUAAUUUCAAAGUUGGUGUGGACUGUUUAGGCAGGUUUUCUGUUGCAUUAGGAGGUAAGUGUAUUGCGCAUACUGCUAAAGAGCAGCUGUCUGCUUACUUGGUUGCCCCACAGUGGGAGAAGCACCAUGCAGCUCUCAAUGCACUUGCUUGCAUUGCUAAAGGUUGCUCAAAGCUGGUGAUGUUUAAGAAUCUGAAGCAACCAGUGAAUAUGGCUCUAAGUUGUUUCCAAGAUCCUCAUCCUCGAGUCAGACUGGCUGCUUGCGAGGCAAUUCAGAACUUGUCGACUGUCUACUGUCCAGAUUAUCGAGAACAAUACCAUAACCAAGCAGUUCCUGCAUUAGCUGCAACUUUGGAUUAUUCUCACCCAAGAGUGCAGGCAUCUGCCGCGUUAGCUCUCUGGAAGUUCUGUGAGUGCAACAAGCCAGAAACUUUGAAACCUUACCUGGAUGAAUUAGUUAACAAACUGCUUGUACUUAUACAGAAUAGCAAACUAAUGGUCCAAGAAGCAGCAUUGAGGGCGUUGUCUCGUCUUUCUCUAUCUGUUAAGGGGCACUUCUGGACCUACUAUGACACUGUUAUGCCACACUUGAAAGCUGUCCUGAGAAAUGCAGAUCUUAAGUCUAAUCACAGACUUCAUGGCCUAGCGUUGCAGUGCAUAAGCUUUGUUGGGUCUGCUGGUGGCAAGGAGAAAUUUAGAGAAGACGCAGAGCAGACAUGUGGUAACAUUUGCACUUGUUUGGGACGGGAUUUUCUUCCUUACACGAGUGAAGUCAUGCCCUUUUUUAUUAUUCAAUGUGCUCAACUUGAACCUGUUUCAAUCUGUUUAAUCCUCUGCUGCUAUGCUGACAAAUUAGAGGAAGACUUCUACCCAUGGAUUCCCCAGGAGGUCACCGGUUCGAGCCGUGGUAACAGCAUCUUGCAGAAAUACAGUGUAAGGAAAACAGCUGUUGAAGCCAUGUAUAACCUGUUGUAUUCUGCUAAACUGGCUGUUGAGAAAGGGAUUGCGCAAGGUGGAAGUGGUGGAACUGGAGCUAUAUGUGGUGGAACUGGAACUAUAGGUGGUGGAGUUACAACUGGAGAUGUAGGUGGUGGAGCUGCAACUGGAGCUGUAGGUGGUGAAGUUGGAGUUGUAGAGGAAGAUGAAUGGGAGAUAGUAACUGAAUGUCCAAAAGAUAAAACUGUUUCAGUUAUCUGUUUCUUCUUUCAUAUCUGUGGACCACUUGUCAAUGAAGGUCAGCUUCAUAGAAUAGUGGAUGAGGUAAAGCAUGUCAUUACAGAAAGUUCAAACAGAAACGGAAAACUCAAAGAGAGAGCAAAAUCAGAAGACUUUGAUGCUGAGGAAGAUGAAUUGCUGAGGGGGGUAAAAGAGCAAGAAGAUAAUAUUUUUGUCCAGCUCCGUCGAAUAUUAAAAACAUUGAUCAAAACCUUCAAGGCAGCAUUCUUGCCUUUCUUUGACGAGCUGUCAUCAUAUCUUAUUCCUAUGUGGGGCAAAGAAAAUACAGCUCAAAAGAGAUGUACACCAAUUGAUAUCUUUGCUAGCCUUGUGAUGGAAUGCCCUGAAGUGACUCUGAAGUGGGUUUGUGUGUAUGAGUUUUUCUUAAAUGGCUGGGUUCACCGUUUUGAUAAAAAUUAUUUCCUAUGUCUAACUAGGUACUGUGAUGUAUUUCUACCUUUGUUUUUGGAUGCAAGCAAUGACGAACAUCCAACAGUUAGACAGCGUGCGCUUUAUGGACUUGAGCUUUAUGCGGAAUAUGGUGGUGCCGUUUUCAAACAUUUUGUUACAGAGGCUGUUUCAAGGAUCAAUGUAGUGAUAAUGCAUUUUCGAGCUCGUGAACCUGAGAAUGAAAACGUAUAUUAUUCUGCUGUUUUUGCACUUGGUAAGAUAUGUCAGUUUCAUUGGGAAAGCAUUGGCUCGGCCCAGGUUGUUCCGUUUUGGUUGAAUUGUCUGCCGAUAAAGGGUGACUUGGAUGAAGCCAAAUAUGUUCAUGACCUACUAUGUUCAAUGGUUGAAAGAGCUCUUGAAUACUCAUUGUCCUUUGCGGUUGUUCAUUUGAACUUUCUUGAGAAGAGGGAGAUUCAACAUUUGUUGGAGAAAGAGGUGGAGUUGUAUCAUGUACAGGUUCCACGGUCUCUGGUUCUAUGUUCUGAGAAGGCUCUUGCUACAAAGAAAACUGCAAACAACAUGAUUAACGUAUUGAGGCAUCUUCAGAAAACACUACCACCAGCCAUGUGGGAAUCAGCAUGGUCUUAUCUUUGCCUCGGCAGGUUGAUGGAAUUGAAAUCCAUUCUAUCACCCAAAAAAGCCGUGAAAACAGCUUGUUGUAGAAAUACAGGCUAA